CGGAAGCAGCCGGAGACGGUCAUGAGCGCCGAAGAAGAGGGACCGAGUAUGACACAAACCCGAGGCUGAAUUAAAUCUGUUUCUGUGCUGGUUUUAACUGCGCGAGGGCAACUGUAAGUCCACGGGCAACGUGCUGUGGUGCACCGAUACGAUAUAAUUGUCAGGGAACAAGAAACCAGUAGAGGGUGUUCCUGCAGACUCCAGUCCACUUUGGUUGCCUCUGUUUUUCUACAGGCUUUGAGAAGGUUACUGCCUGCUCCUGGGUGGCAGUGAACCAACGUGAGUAGCUGAAGAGAUGGACCAGAACAACAGUAUACCAGCCUUCCAGGGGCUGGCCUCCCCUCAGGGCGCCAUGACCCCAGGCAUGCCAAUAUUCAGUCCCAUGAUGCCAUAUGGCUCAGGCCUGACACCUCAGCCGGUCCAGAACACCAACAGUCUGUCUAUACUGGAAGAACAGCAGAGGCAACAACAGCAGCAGCAACAGCAGGCGCAGCAGGCCAACACAGUUCACAUUAUAUCUCCAGGCCUGCCAGGAACAUCGGGGCAGACCCCUCAGCUUUUCCACUCCCAGACAGUAGCGGGCUCAACCACCACAGCACUACCAGGGAACACCCCGCUCUACAACACACCGCUGACUCCCAUGACCCCUAUCACACCGGCCACACCGGCCUCCGAGAGCUCGGGAAUAGUACCACAGCUACAAAACAUUGUAUCUACCGUGAAUCUGGGCUGUAAAUUGGACUUGAAGACCAUCGCCCUGAGAGCCAGGAAUGCAGAGUAUAACCCAAAGCGUUUUGCUGCGGUCAUCAUGAGAAUACGAGAACCCAGGACCACUGCCCUCAUCUUCAGCUCUGGGAAGAUGGUUUGCACUGGAGCCAAGAGUGAGGAGCAGUCAAGGUUAGCAGCCAGAAAGUACGCUCGUGUGGUGCAGAAGCUUGGUUUUCCUGCCAAGUUCCUGGACUUUAAGAUUCAGAACAUGGUGGGCAGCUGUGAUGUGAAGUUCCCCAUCCGGCUGGAGGGAUUAGUCCUUACCCAUCAGCAGUUUAGCAGUUAUGAGCCCGAGCUGUUUCCAGGGCUGAUUUACAGAAUGAUCAAACCCAGAAUCGUCCUGCUCAUCUUUGUUUCUGGGAAAGUUGUACUCACAGGUGCCAAGGUGAGAGCAGAGAUCUAUGAGGCAUUUGAAAACAUCUACCCCAUCCUCAAAGGCUUCCGCAAGACAACGUAGGACCUGUAGUUCCUUCUUUUACCCUCUCCCCAACCCCGUCUCUUUUAACUCAGAUUUUUUUUAAUUCACAUGGAAGUGUCCUCUAUAUGUUGACCUCUACAAAUGGACUGCUGUAAGGGCUGUUGUACAGGGAUGUGAUUAAGUCACUUUUUACUUUCCAGUGUUUCAGAUUUUUUGGAAAAACAAGCUUUUUAAAGGUCCUUUUUUCUGUGUUCUGAUCACGUGAUUGAGUAAGCUCACUCGUUUCCAUUUAUUUACAAGUGUUAACGCCCAGUUUGCCAGGCUUUCUUUUUGUUGUCCCCAUCAUAUCCCUGAUUGUACAUAAGGUUGUAAAGAAAAUGUAAAAAAUUGCUGACUGGAAAGAGAGGUGGUCUGACUGGGACUGUUUUUAUUUUCAGCAGUUUUAAAUAGUUUUGUACAUUGCAUUUUUAGUAAUUGUCCGCUUGGUCUCCCAGUUGUAUAAAGACAUGUUUGGGUCUGUCAGCGCCACAUUCCUAUUAAUAGUAUUUGCUAAGAUUUUAGUUUCCCAAGACUGUCUAUCCCAAACCAAACCAGUCUGCAUUUUCAGAGUUUUAUUCUUAUACUAUGUACACAGGUUCAGCGUAGUCCUAAUUUCAGAAAUACUGGAAGUAGAUUUCUCUUAAAAUUGAAAAAAUGUCAACAUGACACAAAGUAUAGUAGAGGCUUAAACAAUCUGCAGUCACAAGUUGGAUGCUCUUAAAUUUUGAAAUUACAGAGGUUAAACUAAACUGAUCCAGGUCCUGCUACUGAAGUUUUCACCAAGUUCUUGGUUGUUUCUUCAAAGUUUUUCAUUUCUGACACAUUUGUACUUAAAUCUGUGGCAGGGGUGGAGUCAGUCUAAAAAGAAGUUUGUAUGAAAUAGUUUGUGUUAUAAAUUCUGAAAUAAGUCUUUUAAUGGUUAUCUAUAUAUAUAAUUUCAGCAGUUAUGAAGUGAGUCCAACUGUAAAGGGAAGGAUGCUCUGCAACUUUUUGAACAUGACGCUUUGUCUUUUAAAAGCUAGACUAUCUUCACAUUCUGCAUCUUAAAUUCAUUAGCACUAAAAGAGUGUGAUGGCAGAUAGACUAUGCAUCAUGUUGCCAUGUUUGUUUUAAAGUUACCCUGUGCAUUUUAUUUGGCCAUUCAAAACUAUAUUUAAAAGUUUUCUUUUGAGAAAUAAUUUUUGAAGAUGGGCAAAUGUAAAUCUGUCUUGAUUGUCUAUGCUGUUUGCUCAGUCACACAUUUGGCCAAAAAGCUACAUUUAAAUUGAGUUUAGAUUUUGGGCACUUCUUGGUAUGUUUCAACUGGACACAUUCUUGAUAACAAUGUAAAAGUUAAGCCAAUUCAGGUUUUUGGAUUCACAAUGUAUUUGGUUUCACUAACUGUGUGUCUGCCACCUGACGUAUAAUGACAACACAGUGGUAAAGGAAAUGAGGUUAAAUACUGAACUACUCUUAGUAUUCAUUGAUUUCUCUGUGAUUCUGAGUUUAGCAGCAGCCAGGCAGAGAGGCCCUGUCACAUCGAAAUACAGUUCUUCUGAAAUUGUUAAUGUGCUGCACUGUGCAUUAAUAAAAAUGUACAUACUGA
Messenger RNA from Lates calcarifer (barramundi perch), 2810 nucleotides. It is a transcript of the gene tbp, whose product is annotated as TATA box binding protein. The transcript is spliced from 9 exons. Gene Ontology annotation, biological process: DNA-templated transcription initiation. Gene Ontology annotation, molecular function: DNA binding; RNA polymerase II general transcription initiation factor activity. Lineage: Eukaryota; Metazoa; Chordata; Actinopteri; Centropomidae. The coding region runs from base 296 to 1225 and encodes 309 amino acids. The record is from RefSeq and is a predicted model, not a curated record.